Lasiodiplodia theobromae is the source of this 1563-nucleotide messenger RNA. RefSeq lists its product as uncharacterized. NCBI's taxonomy places the organism in Eukaryota, Fungi, Ascomycota, Dothideomycetes, Botryosphaeriales, Botryosphaeriaceae. The record is from RefSeq and is a predicted model, not a curated record. The transcript is spliced from 5 exons. Bases 1 to 1563 code for a protein of 520 amino acids.
AUGACUAUGGACCGGUCAUUCGACUUUGAGAUAUACCGACUGGACAACAAAAUCAGGCUUGCGCGUGUCCUGGGUCACAUUGACCGCCUAGCUGAUCUGCUCCGCGGUAAAGGAGGCUGCUCCGCCUUCCAAAUCUCCGUCGAGCUCGGCCGGUGCUUGGUCGCCGCUUUUGCCUUCAGCCUCAAUGACUCUUCUCCCACUGUUGACGUAGCCACGAGCUUCGUCAUCCGCUGCCAUGCUCUACUUCUCGGUUAUGAAACAGACGAUAAGAGCAUGCCACCAGACAAGCAUUGUUGGGCUUUCUUCUUCUACUUGGUCACCAAAGAGCUUGGUGCCCAUCCGAACAAAGCCGUUGCUUGCGAACACAGCACACUCAUGGUGGCCAAGACGAUUCACUUCGGUCACCAUGUGCCCAUGGCCAUCACCAACAAGGCUGCCUUCGAACAGCUCUGCGAAGACUUUGCAAAUGCUCAGCUCGAGGCCCUUGUGCAGCGCGCUCACCACGAACCAGCCCUGCUGUCGUACUCCAUCUUCGGCUCUCUUCGCUCAGUCAUCUUCAAACCGACAGCGGAUUCCGCUGGUAGCGUCUUCCACGUGGCUAAAUUCUUGGGCCAAAGUCUGCGCGAGCACAACGUCCUUGUAUGUCCCGACAAUAUCAGUAGGACCUUCACCAAGGUCCUGGCAUCUUGCGCCCUUUGGAGCGGGUCCCACGUAGGCGGUAGCUUUGCGGCCGAGUUCAUGCAACGAUUCCUCGUCUAUUCUUCUAUCGACCAGCUGCAAGAGGAGGGCGAGGCCAUUGCUGUUGAGCGCGUGCUGGAUGCAGUGCUCAGGAAUGCCGACCCGGUUGGUAGAAUCACGAGAGAAACAUUGGAAGCUAUCGUCGUCCGGGAGCCGCCCGGUCCGUGUCUGACGUGGGGAGCUCCGCCCUACAAUUUAACCCCUCCCUCGUGCCAACUGACACCAGCCGAGAUAAUCUGCUACUUUCCCAACAUCUUGUGCAUUCCGGAAAUCUGGAGGUGGAUGACGAACCAUGGAUGGACUCCGGUCAACAUCCCAAAGCUUCUGAACAGAACACGGGCGCUAGAUGGCAUCUGGAAGCUGAGUCACAGCACGUUCCGCAAUUGGCAGCGUAAUGCCAACGCUUGUUUCCGAGAUGAGAAGGAUCUGAUGUCCCCUCCGCCCACCUCAAAGAUCAACAUUUCGCCUUACGUCCACGCCUACUGCAACGCCCCGAAGCGUGGACGCCAUAAACGGACGGUAGAGAUGACCAUGUCGAGGCUUGUGCACGCGGUCAAGCGGCACCCGACGGGCGAUGAUGCCGGUUAUUUUACCGCGUUAGCCAAGUACGCAGCCGCCAGCGGAGAUCUUGGAGGCAAAAUUCUUGUGAGCCAAGUUCGCCACACAGAUGAUGUGCUGGUUCCAGAAGAGGAAGCUCUGCGACUGGCCUCCGGCGUUGGCAGCAUACCAGAGAAUAUGGGCGGCAACGCUACUCACGUGUAUGGGAAUAUCCAAGAAGAAAACGGUGAUUCUUCUCAAAUCGACGGCGUAUACGAAGAAGCUUGA